UUAAAUAUGUAUAUAUUCACAGGAAAUUAUUGAAAGUAAAUCAGCUGAGGCGAUCACAUACUAUGGAAAUGAUGACAUCUCAGUCGAUCAUAAUAGUAGCAAUGCUAAGCGAAAGAAGUUAAGUUUACUUCAGUCCACAGAAAUGGACAUAACCAAAUAUGAAGACUGUGUCGGAGAUAAAAAAAAUGCAAGUGUGGAAAAGAAGAUUGAGCAUGGUGUCCAAGAAAUCACUCCAAGCUUUAGCAGUAAGCUUCCAGCAAUUACUUCUGAAAGAACGAUCGAAGCGGAAAGAGUUCGAUUUAACAAUAUAGCCAUGCCCAUGGAUAUUUCUAUACAUAUUGAUGACUCCUUUAAUUGUGCAGGAUUAUUAAAGAUCACCGCAUGCUCUAAUAGUCUAAAUAAUUCAAGCGUACCCGAAAGCAAUAAUGAUGAGGAUUUGUUUAAACACGAGCAAUCUAAAAAUAACUCAUUGGCAAAAAAAACAUAUAACCCAAAAAUAGUUCCUCUAAAGCACGCUACAUUGAAGUACGAUUAUCGUUGCCUAAAUGUUACUUCCUUUACGAAUGUAGGACUUAAUGUGGAUUUUAACAGUUCACAGUGCAAUUUAUCAUCCAGUAUGAGCUACAAUUCGCCUUUGUUUCCUCCAGUUAAGUGUAAGAAACUGAAUCUACGCCAAUUGAAUGCUGAAAUUGGAGAUGGAAAAAUUGUAGUGUUUCCUAACAAAAAUGUCGACAAUGUAGAGGUUGGAGCUUGCUUAGUCUCUAAUAAAAAUGUGGGAUUUAAGCCCAAUAAUAAUGAAAUACGGGAGGAAAAGAAUAUAUCAAACCUCGGGAAAAGUCAGAUUAAUAACUCAUCGGCUGAACUGAAACCAAGCGAAAUUUCUGAAUUUGAUGUUAGUAAACAUGAAAAUUCUUUUAUGCUGGCAGAUAGCGCUAGUUUUUUUGUAAAAGCAAAGGUGUUAGACAGCAUUAUGAAAAUCAAUGAUAAAUACAGGAGGGACACUAUUCAUUUCAACUCCGAAAUGCAUACGUUUUCCCCUACAGUGACGCAUGUAAAUCCAACCAUAAUAGAGUCAGAAGUUGAAUGUGUAACUAAAAACGUAAAUAACAUUACUUUAUUUAAUUCAAGCUUGACCUCUAAUCACAGUUCCAUGCAAACCGAUGAUUUGAGCCCAAUUGAACUUACACCAUGCCAACAGAACGUUGAUAAAUGUGACUCCGUUGGAAGAACAAUAUAUGAAAUUGUAGAUAUGAGUUUAAAUAACACAGAUAAGGAAAUAUCGGCGAUUAUUUCGCCAAAACGCAUUGAACCAGAAAUAUUUGUAAUAAACGACAAUAGUUCGUAUGGGAGGAAAACUAUAUAUUUUGAUCAAGAGAUAGACUCCCUGUCUGCGACUAAGAUUGAGUAUAGUCAUAAUACACAGGAAAAAGUAGAAAACAUGAUUCAUGAGUUAAAAUUCACACUACAUCGCAAACCCAUGAUUGUUUCCAAAAAAAUUUUACGGCGACAAAUAGGUGCAGAGAUAUUCAAUAGUAGCAGUGACUCGUUCAUAGUAAACUUACAAGAAGCAAAGGCAGCAUUAUCAAGUCACCGCAAACCUAUAAUUGAAGGCACUCCACAUCGUUCUUUUCUAGAGUUUGAAGAUUUAGAAAGAGAAUUUGAACAAGACCAAUUAGUUUGCGAGACAAAUGCUAAAGCAAGUGUACAACAACAUCCAAAACUAAAACUUUUCGAUGCAUGCCGAAAUGAGAUACGUUGUAAUGAAGCCAACCAUUCCUUGAUUCAAAAUGAAAUUAUACGCGGGAAAAGCCAAAAUCAAUUUAAAGAAAAGGAAAACGAGCCAGAUGAAAAACGGUUUGAAAACAUAGAAUCACAUCAAAAUAAUGAAACCGGAAACCUUGAUGAGUCGGGAUUGAAACCUAUAAUCAGCGCUGUUAUUGAAAAUACGUUGCUAUUGAGCCCAAUUUUCAAUUCAGUAACUAAUAAGAGGCCUACUGCGAAUUUAACACCAAGCUUACCAUCGCCCAAAAAAAGACACACACUUCUGUUCAAUGAUUGUGGGACAGACGAAUCUAAAAUACUUUCCGCUAACAUGACAUUAAGAAUUAGAAGCUGCAAUGAAGAUGCUGAAGUAAGGAACAUAUUGGGCGAAUCAAAAUGCCGGGACGCCCUUUUGGAAGACCGAAAAUUUUCG
Messenger RNA from Rhagoletis pomonella (apple maggot), 2194 nucleotides. RefSeq lists its product as uncharacterized. Lineage: Eukaryota; Metazoa; Arthropoda; Insecta; Diptera; Tephritidae. The record is from RefSeq and is a predicted model, not a curated record.